Molecule: messenger RNA, 987 nt
Organism: Colletotrichum destructivum
Lineage: Eukaryota; Fungi; Ascomycota; Sordariomycetes; Glomerellales; Glomerellaceae
Product: Putative RTA-like protein
Exons: 2
Coding region: 1-987 (328 amino acids)
Cellular component (GO): plasma membrane; fungal-type vacuole
Source: RefSeq, a predicted model, not a curated record
AUGUCAACCAACGACACCUUCAUCCCGACGUACGAGACGUGCAAGGAGGUCACGGACGAGUGCCCCGUCGAGUUCACGGUGUACGGGACCGACCUCUCCAAGCCGGCGGCGACCUUCUUCGGCAUCGCCUUUGGCUUCCUGCUCGUCCUCCAGCUGUACUUCGGCAUCCGCUCGCGGACCUGGUCCUUCAUCAUCUGGCUCGGCAUCGGCACCAUCUUCGAGGUGUUGGGCUACUGGGCGCGCACCAAGCUCGCCGAGAACCCGUGGGACCUCGACGCCUUCGCGCAGCAGUACCUCACGCUGCUGCUGGCGCCGACGCUCAUCUCCGCCGCCAUCUCCGUCACGUUCAAGCACCUCGUUAUCUGGUACGGCGCGCAGUGGUCCGUCCUGCGGCCGUCGCUGUACCCCUGGGUCUUUGUCGGCACCGACUUCCUCUCCAUCAUCAUCCAGGUCGCCGGCGGCGCCAUCACGGCGGCCAACGCGUCCGGGUCGAGCAGCGAGUCCAUGGCCAAGGUGGGCGAGAAGCUUGUCGUCGGCGGCGUGGCGUUCCAGGUGGCCAACAUGGUCUGCUGCGGGCUGCUCAUGCUCGUCUACAUCGUGCGGCGCAGGUCCGGGCUCGCGAGGGGCGACCGCCCGCACGAGGACGCCCACCUGAUCAACGGCGACGGGCAGUCCCUGUCGCGGGCCUCGGCGACGGAAGAGGAGGCCGGGCGCGUGCGCAAGUUCGUGUAUGCCCUCGUCUUGGCGUAUAUUGCCAUCUUGGUCCGUUGCUCUUACCGAAUCGCCGAGAAUAUCCCCGCCAUCUCCCUGGACAUCCUACGCAACGAGCCGCUGUUCCUGGGCCUCGACAGCGCGAUGAUCAUGAUCGCCGUCGGUGCCGUCACCGUCUUCCACCCGUUCAUCUUCUUCCCUUUCUUGAAGGAGUCGAAGCACAUGAAGAAGCGGAGCAAGCACCAAGGGGACUACCGAAUGCAGGACAUGUCAUGA